Molecule: messenger RNA, 558 nt
Organism: Macrosiphum euphorbiae (potato aphid)
Lineage: Eukaryota; Metazoa; Arthropoda; Insecta; Hemiptera; Aphididae
Source: the annotation of a GenBank genome assembly
AUGUACAUGGCCAAUUCGAGUUUUUCGAAAAACAUGGUCAAGGCUGUCAAAAUGACUUUCUCCGUCAUCUUAAAACCCACGGUCCUCGGUCGGAAGUCGAAUCGGUUGAAUCUGUCGGCCAGAUGGCUAGAACCCACGAUGUCUAGACCUCGACCAGUGCCGACGCGGUCGUCGUCGUCUACCUGUUGCACCGUCGUGUCAAUGUGUCCGAGUCUCAUAGCAGACGUGACCGUACUACAAUCGUCAACUGCGAUGGUGGAAGUGGCGGCGGAAGUCUCUGCAGAAGUGGUGCCGGUGUCGCUCAGAUCGGUGGUGUCGUCGUCGCAAGCGAUCGCAUCCACUGAGGCGGACGACUGGUCAGUGGCGAUGGCUGUCGAGGCAUUGGCGAUCGCAGAAGAGGCGGUGGCGAUGGCGGAGGAUGCGCUGGCCACGGCCGAGGGGACGGUGUCUGCUGUCGGCGGCGGGGCAGUGGUGUCGGCUGUAAACACCUCGUCCACCGGCCACAACACAAUGAGUCCUGAGAAAAAAGAACAUUUUCCGUCAGUGCAUUACUUAUAG